Microthlaspi erraticum is the source of this 1251-nucleotide messenger RNA. Lineage: Eukaryota; Viridiplantae; Streptophyta; Magnoliopsida; Brassicales; Brassicaceae. The record is from the annotation of a GenBank genome assembly.
AUGGAUCCGUUAUCGGUGCUGAAGGAUUUCACGACUAAAGGCCACCUGGACAAAAUCGAGCGGGUCGGGCUCAAUUACCGAUUCGGGUCGGAGUAUUCGUUUCCCUGCGCGACGGAGACGGCGUACAGAUCGAAAAGCGGCUCUCUCUACACACUCGAAGCCUUAGUCCACUACGUGAAGAAUCAGCACCUGAAACACGGAGAGUACAUGCAAUCCACGUUCAAAAACGCCGUCCCGGCGGUGACUCUACCAGAUCGGAAACCUCUCCUCGAUUACCUCACCGGAAGAGUCGCUUCCUCCGAUUCGAUCGACUACCUCCUCCUCCAGCAGCAGAACGCGCAGAGCCAGAAGCAGAACGAGGAGUACCGACCCGAUCAAGACAACUCCGCCUUCGUCACGCGCGAGAGCGCGAUCGAGGACAUGGAGGUCGACGGAUUCGGCAAAUCCGUCGAGGAUCUGGAUUACAUUAUGCUGAUCCGGUCCAACGAGAGGCCGUUGAAGAGCCGAGACUCGAUCCUCCAGUGCAAGAACAGAGAUUUCUACAGCGUGCUGGUGAAUUCGACGAAGAGGGAAGAGGAAAGACAGAGAAUCGAAUCUCACCAGAGGAAAGACGGAUUAGUCGCUAAAAGCAGGUUAAUGGGAGCUGAAGAGAGAGGCAUUGUAGGGUUUACCGGCGGCGGAGGAGGAGAUGAUUCUGGAUACGACGCAAACCCUAAAUCGAAGCUUCAUUUCAAAGCGGGGAAGAUCGGAGAAGGCGUUCCUAUAAUUCUUGUUCCCAGUGCUUCUCAGACGUUGAUUACUAUAUACAAUGUGAAGGAGUUUCUUGAAGAUGGAGUUUAUAUACCGAACGAUGUUAAAGCUAAGGAGAUGAGAGGGGUUAAGCCUGAUUGUAUUACUGUGCAGAAGAAGUUUAGUAGAGAUCGAGAGAGAGUUGUGACUGCUUAUGAGGUUAGGGACAAGCCUUCUGCUUUGAAGCCUGAUGAUUGGGACCGUGUGGUUGCGGUUUUCGUGUUGGGGAAAGAUUGGCAGUUCAAGGAUUGGCCUUUUAAGGAUCAUGUUGAGAUAUUCAAUAAGAUUAUUGGGUUUUUCUUGAGGUUUGAAGAUGAUAGUAUUGAGUCAGCUAAGACGGUGAAGCAGUGGAAUGUAAAGAUUAUCUCGAUAAGCAAGAACAAGCGGCAUCAAGACCGUGCUGCUGCGUUAGAAGUGUGGGAGAAACUGGAGGAGUUUGUGCGGUCUCGAUCACAUUCUUAG